AUGGAGAGCCUUCAGUUGUCCCAGGUGCUCGCCGACCUGAGUAACCUUGGAGCUGCGGAACCUGAAGCCGCAGCUGCCAUAGUUAGCGCGAACAUCCCCACCAUGAGAACCGACGUCGUCAAGCCGGAGAGCGCCGUCGCGUCCGCUAUUCAGGCCCAGCAGUCUCAGUCGCGUCCUUCCUCGUCGAUGAAGCGGACCUUUUCCGCAGAAGGCGGCGUUCCGCCCAAGUUCGACAAGUUGGGCCGGCGUAUCCUCAUCAGCUCGUCCGGCUCGCGCCCCGGCUCCGCGACCAGCUCGAUCCCGGGCACUCCCCGCCGGGUGGACUCGGACGUGGAUGACGACCUCGAACGGGCCAGCACUCUCAUGGCCCUCUACGACAUCCGCGCCAAGAUUAAGCAGCAGGACAACAGCAGCCUCAUGAAGGCCCGCGAGAAGAUCAACGCCCUGGCAGCCAAGCAGCAGGCCCAGCAAGCGGCGGAGCGCAACCUGCGGGCCGCGGAGGAGAUGCGGCGAAACCGCUACUCGUUCCCAAAGUCUGGCCUCUAA
This is a messenger RNA of Purpureocillium lilacinum, 546 nucleotides long. RefSeq lists its product as uncharacterized. Lineage: Eukaryota; Fungi; Ascomycota; Sordariomycetes; Hypocreales; Ophiocordycipitaceae. The record is from RefSeq and is a predicted model, not a curated record.